UUUUCCCCCUUUCUCUCCCUUAAAUUCCCCCAUUUCUUAAACCAAAUGCGAAAACCCUCAUUCAUUCUUCUCCAUUUCUCUCUCCCUCCUUGAAUUCUCCACGCCAUUGGAAUGGCGUCGCUGAGGAAGAGGACCCAGGCUCCGAAGCCAGCUAAUGACGCCAAGAUCGCUCCCAAAAAUGGGCCUAGAUCGAAGAAGCGACAAUCGGAGGAUUACAGCGACACGCAGUGCGAGAAAUGCGGGUCGGGCGAGUACCCGUCGGAGCUCCUGUUGUGCGAUGAAUGUGACCGUGGAUUCCACCUCUUCUGCCUCCGGCCGGUUCUGGUCGCCGUGCCCAGAGGCAGCUGGUUCUGCCCCUCUUGCUCCAAUCAACAAAAUCCUCCAAAUUUGACUCUUGUGCAAACCAAAAUAGUUGAUUUUUUCCGCAUACAAAGGUCUUCACGACCUGCCGAAAAGCUCAGUCAAGACUGUAAAAAAAAAAGAAGGCGAACUGGUGGCUUAGUGAUGUCAAAGAAGAGAAGGAAGUUAUUGCCUUUUACUCCAACGGAGGAUUCUGAUAGGAGAUUGGAACAGAUGGCAUCUUUAGCUACAGCCCUGAAUGCAACUGGGGCGGAAUUCAGCAAUGAGCUGACUUAUAUUCCGGGCAUGGCUCCAAGAUCAGCAAAUUGUGCUACUCUGGAAAGAGAUGGAAUGCAGGUUAUGUCAAAAGAUGACACAGAAACUCUGAAUCUCUGUAAGACUAUGAUGGAACGAGGUGAAUGGCCACCUCUUAUGGUUGUGUUUGAUCCACGCGAAGGAUUCACUGUGGAAGCAGAUAGAUGCAUUCGAGAUUUGACAAUAAUCACUGAGUAUAUUGGAGAUGUCGAUUUCCUGAAAAAUCGAGAGCAUGAUGAUGGUGAUAGCAUGAUGACUCUUCUCACUGCUGCUGACAUUUCUAAAAGUCUCGUUAUCUGUCCGGAUAAGCGAAGCAACAUUGCUCGGUUCAUCAAUGGAAUCAACAACCAUGUGCAGGGUGGGAAGAAGAAGCAAAAUGUGAAGUGUUUGAGGUUUGAUGUCAAUGGUGAGUGUCGUGUUCUUUUGAUUGCAAGCCGUGACAUCAGAAAAGGGGAGAGGCUAUACUACGACUACAAUGGAUAUGAAAAUGAGUAUCCUACGGAGCAUUUUGUCUGACCCCAUCGUGGUAUUUCUGUUACCACCUUUUGCCUUCUCCGGUCUAAAUUCCGGAUGCAUAACAGCUAAAAUUAUUUUGAAACGCGCUCACCUCCACGAAGGAGGCUCUGUAGCUGGUGCUGACAUAACCAUUUUGUAAUGUUUUUGUUAUAAUUUGGCACAAGCAUUCUUGACAUUAUCUAUUGCCAUUGAAAGAAGAUGAACAUAAUUUUUUCAUUUACAGGCAAUGAAAUUGUUGCAGAAACCACACUGCAUAUUUUUUGUUUA
Molecule: messenger RNA, 1437 nt
Organism: Salvia hispanica
Lineage: Eukaryota; Viridiplantae; Streptophyta; Magnoliopsida; Lamiales; Lamiaceae
Gene: ATXR6
Product: TRITHORAX-RELATED PROTEIN 6
Molecular function (GO): protein binding
Source: RefSeq, a predicted model, not a curated record